Molecule: messenger RNA, 474 nt
Organism: Zychaea mexicana
Lineage: Eukaryota; Fungi; Mucoromycota; Mucoromycetes; Mucorales; Lichtheimiaceae
Exons: 1
Coding region: 1-474 (157 amino acids)
Source: RefSeq, a predicted model, not a curated record
AUGUACUUUGACCCCAUUUUGUCUGCUUUGUUCUGCGAUCCUGAGAAAAGCGCCUUGUUGCGAUGUUCGAACAUCAUAGCUGGUGAAACUGGGGAGAUGCGUCUUGAUGGCACCACUUCCAAGUUGAGCCAGCGCGAACUAGGGCCAAGCCGCGGAUUCGGUGAAGUGAAGUUGGCGCACCCCUCCACCGAUAAGCAUGCUCUAUGCCACGAUCUCCUGCGUUUAGCGAUUUUUGCUAAGGAUACUGUUGAUGCUAACAAGCUGCAAGCCGCGUUGACUUUCCAAAUCAACGGUUUCAACAUUACCUUUUUCUUGACGCGCCUUCGGCAGGAAAAUGGUCUGCUCACUUUCCCACGCUCUUUGGACGAACUGGCAUCUUUUGUAAAUCUGAAGAAUAUACACACUCUGCUGGCGGUGACCGACACUUUCUGGCGCUUGUGUCGAACUAUGAAAGAAGAAGAAGUAGAUAUCUGA